AAUUACGUAACAUAAUUGUAUUAAUUAUUAUUAUCUUUAUUAAACGAAGAGUGUAUUCUUUGAAAAUAUUCCCGAAAAAUUAGUUAAGUUCAAAUAAGAUACCAUUGUAAUUACAUAGUAUUUCGUUAUUCUCUAAUUUUAAUUUCUUAUACAUAAAUUUUGAAUGAUAUUGCUUAAUAUGAAACUCCUUGCCUAUUACGUUAGUACCAAUUAAUGGUCGAUUAGUUAUUACGUUAUUCUUUAUGACGAAAUAAAACUGUAAAUAUUGAGUUAAGUAAAUCUGUGUAGAAUUAAUAAUGUUGCCUUCAUUUAUAUAUUUUUUUAACUAUAUUUACAAUCAACAGCUCAUUUCAAUAAAUUUUAUUUUCAUAGAUUUAAACGAUUAUUAAUAGAUUGCUUAGUAAUGCAAUGUUCAUACGCAUAAAACAACAGCUCUCAUUUAGUUUCUUUGUUUAAGAAAUAUAGUUUCAACUUAAAAAUGUUCGUAACAUUUGCGGACAGUAAUGUCAAUUUCAAAUAAAUUAGAAUAAUUCUGAAUAUAUACGACAAAUUAAUGAUAAUGGCGUAUACGGUAUCUUUUUGUUCAGUAGUAUGUAAAUGUAAACAGGUAUCGUGCAUGUGUAGUGCAUAGACAUAUGGGAUGUGGUUGUUCUGUUAACUUACCACGUAUUUUUUGAUACUUCCUUUACAUUACCAACCAGAUUCAGUUAUUGAGUCAAUCGAAUUAAAAUUAGUAUGUAAAAUUAAUUUAUUAUCGAGUAAAACAUGUUUUCGAAGACGAAAAUGGAGAAUCAACGGUCUCAUGUGUUGAUGCCGGUUCUUCUUAGUGCUUGUGCAAUUCCAAUUUCUAUGCUUUUUUGGUUCGUAAAUGUAGCCUAUUCAACAUUUCAUCCAGAUAGUGAUAAUCACUUCGAAGAGUACUUGGUGAUAUCACCAUGGAGAUGGUUGGCAGUUGUCUUGGUUCCUCUGUUUGUAGCAUUUUGGGGCUUAAAAAAGAAAAGCAUAGAUAUUACUGGCGCUAUCCUUGGAUUUUUUAUGGGUUUUAUUUUGACGCUUACAAGUUACACUCAUUUGGCUUGUCUCUUUGCAUUCUUUAUUUCAUCUUCCAAAGCAACAAAGUUUCGUUCACACAAAAAGAGAAAACUUGAAGCAGAUUUUAAGGAAGGUGGCCAAAGAAAUUGGAUUCAAGUUUUAUGUAAUGGUGGUAUGGCAACACAAUUAGCACUUAUAUAUUUAUUGGAUGUUGGUUGUGGCGAACGACCUAUAGAUUUUGAUAAGAAUUAUAGGAGUUCUUGGCUGUCAAUUGGAAUUUUAGGAGCUUUCGCAUGUUGUAAUGGAGAUACCUGGGCUUCAGAAAUUGGAACAGUUGUCGGUACCAGUGACCCUUUUUUGAUUACCUCCAGAAAAAGAGUGCCAAGAGGAACAAAUGGUGGUGUCUCCUGGGUAGGUCUUUUGGUUUCCGCGCUCGGCGGAUUGCUUGUGGGGUUAUUUUAUUACUUUACCGUACUAUAUACUGUAGACACCGCUGUACUUCAAGUAGCUGCACCACAAUGGCCAGUUAUUCUUAUUGGAGGUAUUGGAGGUCUUGUUGGUAGCAUUAUAGAUUCUAUACUAGGAGCUACUUUACAAUAUUCUGGAAUUAAUGAGAAUCGAGUGGUGGUUGAACGUCCUGGGAAAGGAGUAAAAUACAUUUGUGGUAGACAAAUUUUGGAUAAUCACAGUGUUAAUCUUUUAUCAAGCGUUGCGGUCGCUCUCACUUUACCUAGAAUAGCAAACUUAGUUUGGCCUUAAAAGUAUUUAUUUAACUGAACGAAGCAAUGUGUAAUUGAAAAUUUGAAUAAGUAUUUACUACAGAUAAAUAUUGAAUUAAUUAAAUAUAAUACAAUUAUAAUGUUUAAUUAAUUGGAUAUUUAUCUGAAUAUAGAUAUUUAUUUAAGCAUUUCAUUAAGCAUAUGUUUAUGAAAGUGUAUACUUUAAUUUCCAGAUAUAAAUUUAUUUAUACAGUUGCGCUAAUUUAAUGUUCAUGGAGUCAUUCCAAUCAUUUUUUGGCAGCGUUUCUUCUGAGCCAGUGUCUGUGUUACUUCAGACUUGUAAUCAGUAAUACCUCAGCAAGCAAAGAGUCAUCAAAAUGAAGAAGACAAAAUUUUUUAAAGCAAAAUAUUGACUGUGAAAAUAUCACUAAUCAUGACCAUAUUUGAAUAAAUCUAAAUAAUACGAAUGUAUUAUAUAGAAAUAAAAAUUUUAAUUGGAUUUUUCAAUAUCUCUGCAAAUUAUUGUAAUGCCAAUGAUAAUGUUAAAUCAUGAAUGUACGUACAAAAUGUACGUAUAAAUAUGGGUACAAAUUUGUAGGUAUUCUAUAAUAAUGCAGAAAUUAAUAGUAAUAAUAAAAAUAAAAAUAAUAGUUAUAAUAGUAAAAUGCAAUAAUACAAUUCCGCAAUUCUUACGAUACCUACCUCCCCGAAUUAAAUUUGUGCCGUAGACACGAUUUUAUGAACAUUAAGUGGGUACUACUGUAUACACAAUUCUGAAUUAUCAAUAGUUAAAGUACUUUUUGAAGGUCUGGAUGUUGAUAAAAUCAUUUUUCUCUGUAACAUAUAAUAAUAUUUUAUGUUAAUUUUUUACAUUGUUCUAACUAUAUUUUAUGUUUUAUUAUUACUAUUAUAAUAUUGGAAUAUAUAAGAUUAAAAAAUGAAAUUCUGAUCUAUAUUUAUUAGUGUUUGGGAACCGUCCAUGUAAAGGCAUAUAUUAAUUAAGACUAAAUAUUUUUAGUAACAAGAU
This is a messenger RNA of Nomia melanderi (Alkali bee), 2778 nucleotides long. The record is from RefSeq and is a predicted model, not a curated record. Lineage: Eukaryota; Metazoa; Arthropoda; Insecta; Hymenoptera; Halictidae.